AUGAUGGCGCCGGUGGGCUAUCUGCUGUAUGCAUCCUUAUUGCUUGCUGUUGUGGUCUAUGUUCGGACGCGUAGGCGUUCCCUUCCCUUCCCACCUGGCCCUCCCGCCGAGUCCGUCAUCGGUCACCUUCGUGUGCUUCCUCCGGUGGAUCAAGUCGAUGUCUUCCAAGAAUGGGCUGCUAAAUAUGGCGAUAUCUUUUACCUAAACGUCUUAGGACAGUCCAUCGUUGUUUUGAACAAGUACCAGGCUGCUGCAGACCUUCUUGACAAGAGGAGCGCCAACUUUAGUGACCGCGCGAAAUGUGUUUCGUACGACCUCAUGGGGUGGAAACGCAGCAGUGCGGUGCUUCCAUGUGAUCCUACAUGGAGAAAGCACCGGAAGAUGUACCAAGAAUAUUAG
Sparassis crispa is the source of this 399-nucleotide messenger RNA. RefSeq lists its product as hypothetical. The transcript is spliced from 3 exons. Gene Ontology annotation, molecular function: iron ion binding; oxidoreductase activity, acting on paired donors, with incorporation or reduction of molecular oxygen; heme binding. Lineage: Eukaryota; Fungi; Basidiomycota; Agaricomycetes; Polyporales; Sparassidaceae. The record is from RefSeq and is a predicted model, not a curated record. The coding region runs from base 1 to 399 and encodes 132 amino acids.